AUGAAGGGGUUGCCCUGCCCGUGCCCUGCCCUGCCCCACUUCUGGCAGCUGGGGUCUCCCUUCAUGGCCGACGGCUCUGGGACUCAGGCCCCAGGGAAAGGACCCCUGCUCAGCAUGCAGCUCCUGCGAGCGCAGUAUGCAGGCCUGAGACGGCAACAGAGGGCCCAGGCCCACGUGGUGGCGCUCCCGAAAGGAGGGAACAUGCCUGCUCCUGCUGAGGCCAUGGUCAGUGCUGUUUGGAUUAACAAGGAGAGAAGGCAUUCACUGUCCCUAGAAGAGGCGGAUCCUGAGGCAGAGGAUAUGCUGGAGGAGGCUGACAGAGGCUGUCUCCAGGCCCCCGAGUCUCCAUGGCACACACACCUAGAGAUGCACCGCUCGGUCCAAACCUUCCACCAGGAAACCACUCAUCAAGUAAAGCACAAGGACAAGUUCAUGGGGUCUGAGCAAAGGCUCCCAGGCUUGUUUGAAGACACUCAGAUGACUCAGCAAGGAAGCACGAUCCCAGAGGCAGCCCAGCAUGAAUGUCAAGUGGGCAAUACCCAAACAAAGGCAGUGGGAUCUGGCUUAAACAUUGGCGCUCAGGGCCCUCCUUCCAUAAAGAAGCCACACAGGUCUGGAAGACCAGCUCACUAUCCAUUUCCCCAGAGGAAAACUCCCAGGAUCUCCCAGGCGGCCCGGAACCUGGGCUUAUAUGGCCCAGCCUGA
Molecule: messenger RNA, 705 nt
Organism: Mesoplodon densirostris (Blainville's beaked whale)
Lineage: Eukaryota; Metazoa; Chordata; Mammalia; Artiodactyla; Ziphiidae
Gene: C6H9orf152
Product: chromosome 6 C9orf152 homolog
Exons: 2
Coding region: 1-705 (234 amino acids)
Source: RefSeq, a predicted model, not a curated record